Amaranthus tricolor (Joseph's coat) is the source of this 1894-nucleotide messenger RNA. Its product is annotated as COBRA-like protein 4. Gene Ontology annotation, biological process: cellulose microfibril organization; plant-type cell wall cellulose biosynthetic process. The coding region runs from base 29 to 1426 and encodes 465 amino acids. Lineage: Eukaryota; Viridiplantae; Streptophyta; Magnoliopsida; Caryophyllales; Amaranthaceae. Gene Ontology annotation, cellular component: plasma membrane. The record is from RefSeq and is a predicted model, not a curated record. The transcript is spliced from 6 exons.
ACCCUCCAUUUUUCUUUAACAUAACAAUAUGGGGUGUGAAAAAAUUGCAAAUUUGAAUCAAGAAUAUGACGAUAACAAAGCAAGCAAUCAACAAUGGCAAUGCCGAUAUUUAGGUGCACAACAAGAACUGAAGCUCACUCUCUAUGCUGUACUCGUAGCUCUUAUGUUAUCCGAUUGUGCAGAGUCAUAUGAUCCAUUAGAUCCAAAUGGGAACAUAACAAUCAAAUGGGAUGUAAUAUCUUGGACCCCAGAUGGUUAUGUGGCAUUAGUGACGAUGAACAACUUCCAAAUGUACCGACAUAUAAUGAACCCAGGGUGGACGCUAUCAUGGAUGUGGGCGAAAAAAGAAGUGAUAUGGUCGAUGGUGGGAGCACAAACUACCGAACAAGGGGACUGCUCGAAGUUUAAGGGUAACGUACCUCAUUGCUGCAAGAAGACCCCGGUAGUUGUAGACUUGCUUCCUGGGGUACCCUACAACCAGCAGAUUGCUAACUGUUGCAAGGCUGGAGUUGUUGCUGCAUGGGGUCAGGACCCUGGUGCUGCCGUCUCUGCCUUCCAGGUCAGUGUCGGAUUGGCGGGCACUUCUAAUAAGACCGUGAAGCUGCCUAAGAAUUUCACGUUGCUUGGGCCCGGACCAGGGUAUACUUGUGGCCCAGCAAAAAUUGUUCCCUCUACAGUUUAUUUUACGCCUGAUCACCGGAGGAAAACUCAGGCUCUCAUGACGUGGAACGUAACGUGCACUUAUUCACAGUUUCUAGCUUCCAAAAACCCGUCAUGUUGUGUAUCCUUCUCAUCUUUCUACAACGAAACAAUCGUUCCUUGUGCACGAUGUUCUUGCGGUUGCCACAACAAAGACAACUGUAUCAGGAGCGACUCAAAGAAAUCACACUCCGUAGGAGUACACACUCCAAAGAAAGAUAACACUCCUCUUCUACAAUGCACACAUCAUAUGUGCCCUAUUCGAGUCCACUGGCACGUCAAGCUCAAUUACAAGGAUUACUGGCGCGCCAAAGUAGCUGUUACUAAUUUCAACUAUCGCUUGAAUUAUACUCAGUGGACUCUUGUAAUUCAGCACCCGAACCUUAACAAUGUCACCCAAGUUUUCAGCUUCGACUAUAAGCCUCUAGUACCUUAUCAAUCAGUCAACGAUACUGGUAUGUUCUACGGCAUGAAAUUCUACAACGAUCUGUUGAUGGAAGCAGGAUCAAACGGGAAUGUCCAGUCCGAAGUGCUCCUAAGAAAAGAUCAAAACACAUUCACCUUAAAACAAGGAUGGGCAUUUCCUAGGAAGGUUUACUUUAAUGGAGAUGAAUGCAGACUUCCACCCCCUGAUGCAUAUCCUUCACUUCCGAACUCUGUCGGUUUAAAUUCGGUUUCUUACUUAAUGGUAGUUGCCAUUCAGGCACUAAUGGUUCUUUUUGUUUAGGUAAUAAUCUUACUACAACUACUCUUGUGAGAGACAGCCCCUCGGUAAGAUGACCUCAAAACAAAGAGCUCAUAUACUAAUAAUUCUAUUCAUUGGGCUAUUCAACCCAUGUACGGAGAACGUCUCACGGUGAGACCGUCUUACACAAGGAUUUGUGUUCUUACUACUAUAUGGUUAGGAAUUUCCAAAACCACAAGUGCAUAUCCGAAUAUUAGAACAAAAGUUGUUCCCAACAAAAAUGUUGAAAUGUGAAUUCCGGGGGAGAUUGUGCAUACAAUUCCGAAUUGAUUCAGAAAGACUAUUGUUUGAGAUCCGUUUUUUUCGAGUCGAAUUUAAUUGAUUUUUAUUUCUGUAUUCCUGACGACCGACGAAUAAACAUAGUUGAUGUUAUCAAAUCUCAAGUGUAACACAGAAAGUACAACAACCAACUCUAUAUAACACUUCACUUCCAUGGGGAAUGUUUUUACA